CUUUGAACAGAAAAGCAGUUUUUAUUGACAAUUCGGUUUGCAUUUGGAGCUUAGAAGAUAAAAUCGUGUGCGGAGUUCCAAAUUUGAAUUUUGAUGUGCUUUUUCUCGAACUCCGCCGGAAAAUUCAUCAAAUUGAGUUGAUUUGAAGUUAUUGUUGUAAUCCUUGAAAUUUCGUAAUAUCAAAAAAAUCGGUGGAGCUUCCGAAGAUUCUCUAGUCAAUUUAACUAUUUGACAAAAUGGGGUUUGAUUGGGUAAGUAUGAAAGAGACAGAUAUCUAUCUGUCAACCUCUGACCACGCUUCCGUUGUAUCGAUUACACUAUUUGUCACGCUCCUCUGCGCAUGCAUUGUGUUUGGCCAUCUAUUGGAAGAAAAUCGUUGGAUGAAUGAAUCUAUUACUGCACUCAUAAUCGGUGUUGGCACUGGGGUUCUAAUCUUGGUUAUAAGUGGAGGAAAAAGCUCGCAUCUUUUGGUGUUCAGCGAGGAUCUUUUUUUCAUUUAUCUACUCCCUCCAAUCAUCUUUAAUGCCGGGUUUCAGGUUAAAAAGAAGCAGUUCUUUCGCAAUUUCAUGACUAUAAUGUUGUUUGGAGCUGUGGGUACAUUGAUAUCCUUCAUCAUUAUAUCAUUAGGUGCUAUUGCCUUCUUCGAGAAAAUGGAUGUUGGUCUCGCUAUUGGAGAUUAUCUUGCAAUUGGAGCUAUCUUUGCUGCAACAGAUUCUGUUUGCACAUUACAGGUGCUAAGUCAGGACGAGACACCAUUACUGUACAGUCUAGUAUUUGGAGAAGGCGUUGUAAAUGACGCAACAUCCGUGGUGCUUUUCAAUGCAGUCCAAGAUUUCGACCUGUCUCAUCUCAAUACCGGUGUGGCGUUGCAGCUACUCGGAAAUUUUAUCUAUUUGUUUAUCUCGAGCACUGUGUUGGGAGUUGUAUCUGGACUACUUAGCGCAUACAUCAUAAAGAAGCUCUAUUUUGGAAGGCACUCGACCGAUCGUGAGGUUGCUAUCAUGAUGCUCAUGGCCUACCUAUCAUAUAUGUUGGCGGAAUUAUUCUAUUUAAGCGGCAUCCUCACCGUUUUCUUCUGCGGAAUUGUGAUGUCACACUACACCUGGCAUAAUGUGACAGAGAAUUCGAGAAUUACCACUAAGCAUACUUUUGCGACAUUGUCAUUUGUUGCUGAGAUAUUUAUAUUUCUUUAUGUCGGCAUGGAUGCUCUAGACAUUGAGAAGUGGAGGGUCGUCAGUGACAGCCCCAAAACUUCACUUUCCGUCAGUGCAACUCUACUUGGAUUGGUUCUAGCUGGCAGAGCAGCCUUCGUUUUCCCCUUGUCAUUUUUGUCUAACUUGACCAAGAAGUCUGAAAAAAUCGAAUUUAAGCAGCAAGUUACCAUAUGGUGGGCCGGCCUUAUGCGAGGCGCUGUAUCAAUGGCACUUGCUUACAACCAGUUUACUAGGGAAGGUCACACUCAGUUACACGGGAACGCCCUCUUGAUUACCAGUACCAUAACAGUUGUACUCUUCAGCACUGUGGUCUUUGGCUUGAUAACAAAGCCUCUCGUGAGGUUAUUGAUGCCCUCGUCGAAACAAUUAUGCAGAUCAUUAUCAUCAGAGCCAGUGACACCUAAUUCCUUCCAUGUGCCAUUGCUUGGUGAAAGUCGGGAUUCUGAAGGCGAACUAUUUGACGACAAUGGGCAUUUGCAAGCUCGUGGGGAAUGUCAGAAUACGGUUCGCCCAAGCAGUUUACGUAUGCUAUUAACCACACCGACACGUACUGUACACUACUAUUGGAGAAAAUUUGAUGAUUCAUUUAUGCGUCCUGUUUUUGGUGGGCGUGGUUUUGUUCCGUAUGUACCGGGAUCGCCAACUGAACAAAGUGUGCAUAGCUGGCAAGGAGAAAACAAAAUGUGAUGGCAUUUCCAUCUCAAGAAUUCACUAGCCUUGGCUUGUUGCGGGUUGGUAAAACAAUCAGUUUUGGUCUUCUACUCCGAUCAUCGAAGUUCGUUUCGUUUCACUUUUCUACAAAGUGAUGAGGGUGUAAAUUAGUAUAUAGAUUGAAAAACAAAUUUAUUUAAUUUAAUGACCCGGAAUUAUAUAUGUGUUGAGAAGUUCUUGAAAUUGAGAGC
Molecule: messenger RNA, 2116 nt
Organism: Erythranthe guttata (spotted monkey flower)
Lineage: Eukaryota; Viridiplantae; Streptophyta; Magnoliopsida; Lamiales; Phrymaceae
Product: sodium/hydrogen exchanger 2
Biological process (GO): potassium ion transmembrane transport; proton transmembrane transport; sodium ion import across plasma membrane
Cellular component (GO): plasma membrane
Molecular function (GO): sodium:proton antiporter activity; potassium:proton antiporter activity
Source: RefSeq, a predicted model, not a curated record